Messenger RNA from Danio rerio (zebrafish), 2251 nucleotides. It is a transcript of the gene pyroxd2, whose product is annotated as pyridine nucleotide-disulphide oxidoreductase domain 2. The record is from RefSeq and is marked validated. Gene Ontology annotation, molecular function: oxidoreductase activity. Gene Ontology annotation, cellular component: mitochondrial matrix. NCBI's taxonomy places the organism in Eukaryota, Metazoa, Chordata, Actinopteri, Cypriniformes, Danionidae.
GGCGGUGAGGGAGGAGUUACGGAGUUUGAGCUCUGGGUUUGAGGGCCACCCGGACUCGUCAUGGCUGUGUCAGUCAGAGCAGGUCGCGCGCACAGAGCCUUUAUUUCAGUCACACAGCGAUGCAGCCACAGCAGCACUGCCCUCAAACCUCAGUAUGACGCAGUUAUUAUCGGUGCAGGUCACAAUGGCCUCAUUGCUUCAGCAUAUCUGCAGAAGGGAGGCCUGAGAACAGCAGUGCUGGAGCGCAGACAUGUGCUUGGGGGAGCAGCUGUGUCUGAAGAGAUCAUUCCAGGGUUUCACUUCUCCAGGGCCUCCUAUCUGCUUAGUUUAUUACGUCCACACAUCUACCAGGACCUGGAGCUUAAGAAACAUGGCCUGAAGGUUUACAUGAGGGACCCCUAUUCAUUUACCCCCAUGCUGGAGGAUGGUGUAGGAGGGCGACCACCGCGGUCUUUACUGCUCGGAUCUGACCUGACAAAUACGCGGCAAGAGAUUGGCAAAUUCUCUGAGAAAGACGCCAAGGUGUAUCCUGAUUUUUUACGCUAUUUGGAAACACUGGCCUGCGCCAUCCACCCACUGUUAGACGCUCCACCCGUUGACAUUCCAGGUCUGACUCAGGGCUCUUUGACAAAGAGAUUAUCUGCCCUGAGGAGCUUGAAACCUUUGGUGAAGUCUGGGUUGAAGCUGGGGAAGAAUAUACCAGAUUUCUAUGAACUUGUUACAGCUCCAGCUAUGAAGGUGCUCAAUCGUUGGUUUGAAUCAGAGCCGUUGAUAGCUACAUUAGCCACUGACUCUGUGAUCGGAGCAAACACGAGCCCAAAUAAUCCAGGAAGUGGGUAUGUCCUGCUGCACCAUGUCAUGGGUGAGCUGGAGAAAGAAAAAGGCUCCUGGGGUUACGUGGAGGGAGGAAUGGGUGGAGUGCCUCAAUCCAUCGCCCGCUCCGCCCGCUCUCUUGGAGCAGAUAUUUUCACAAACACAGAUGUCGAACAAGUCCUUAUUGGUCCGGAUGGUUCUGCUAAGGGUGUAGUGUUGACAGAUGGAACUGAAGUCCAUAGUAAAGUGGUUUUGUCCAACGCAACUCCUCAUGUCACCUUCAAACGUCUCACACCGCAGGAUGCCCUGCCAGAGGCUUUCAUCACAGCUGUAGAUCAAAUUGACUACACCUCUCCUGUUACCAAGAUAAACGUGGCUGUAGACAAGCUGCCAGAUUUCUUGGCUGCUCCGAAUGGCGCGGAUGGAAAAGCGGGUCCUCAUCAUCAGUGUUCAAUCCACCUGAACUGUGAGAGCGUGGAGGUGCUGGAAGACGCUUAUUGGGAGGGUCAGCAUGGUCGGCCAUCCUCCAGGCCCAUGAUAGAAAUGACCAUUCCCUCAGUGCUGGAUCCCACUCUAGCGCCGCCUGGAUGUCACGUGGUGUCACUUUUUAUACAGUUUACACCAUAUUUGCUUGAGGGUCGCCGUGCUUGGACUGAUGAGGAUAAGGAGAGGUUUGGGGACACAGUAUUCGACUGGGUUGAGCGUUACGCACCAGGAUUUAAAGCCUCAAUAGUAGGCAAAGACAUCCUGACCCCUGCUGAUCUGGAGAGGGUCUUUGGUCUCACCGGAGGGAAUAUUUUCCAUGGCUCAAUGUCGUUGGAUCAGCUUUACCUGGCGAGGCCUUUGCCCUCUAUCGCAGACUAUCGCUCGCCCGUCAAAGGAUUGUACUUAUGUGGCAGUGGCAGCCAUCCAGGUGGAGGUGUUAUGGGUGCAGCCGGCUGGAGUUCAGCUCUCAGAGUUUUGGCAGAUUUCAAGAGACUGUAAUCCUGGAUUUCCAUAAGGAAAAUUUUACUUGCCGAUUGAGUAUUUUUAAUUGGAAAAGAGAUGAGGAGAGACAUUUCACGCAAAAAUGAAACUUCUGUCAUCAUUUAAUCUGCCUCGACUUGCUUCUAACCAGUAUGAGUUUUUUUUGUUUCUGUCGAACAAAGAGGAAGAUAUUUGGAAGGAGGGCUGUGCGAUAUGAAAAAAAAUCUUAUAUCACGAUAUAAGUCUUCUCACAUUCUUCUAUGACUUGAGUAAUUUUUCUCAGAAAUUGUAAUUUACUAAGUAGUUUUAAAAGUGUAAGUAAGUAAUGUGGAUUUAUAUAGCGCAUUUAUUGUGUAUGGCCAUACACCUAAAGUGCUUCACAAUCAUGAGAGAGGGUCUCUCCACACCACAACAAGUGUGCAACAUCCACUUGGAUGAUGCGAUGGCAGCCACAGGACAACAGCGCCAGUGC